AAUUCAUCUGUGCGACAAUUUCCCAAACCUAGAUUGCUGCUUCGCUGUCUGCUUUACCCGAUCGCCGGUUUCUUGAUCAUGCUAGGCAUUGUGCAAUUUAUCUCCAUCGCCUGCGGCAUAGUUAUCGCAUUUUUCCCCAGCGAACUCGACCGUGCAACCGAGCGGUGGCAAUCGCACAGCACAACCCAAUCUAUCGACCUCUCCCACUGGCCCACCGAUGCCUCCCGUGACAUCAUCCCCGUGGCCUGCCACUCGCACAACGACUACUGGCGUCCCGUGCCGUUAUUCUCCGCCAUCCAGGCCGGCUGCAUCGGCGUCGAGGCCGAUGUCUGGCUGUUCGACGAGGAGCUCUACGUGGGCCACACCACCUCAGCGCUGACUCCGAAGCGCACCCUGCGCAGUCUGUACAUCGAUCCCCUGCUCCGGGUCCUCGAACAGCAAAACCCGCUCACCGAGUUCCACCCCCACCGCCAACGCCCCCUCCAGGGCAUCUUCGACACCGACCCCGCCCAGACCCUGGUGCUGCUGAUCGACAUCAAGACCGACGGCCAGGACACCUGGAACCAAGUCGCCGCCCAGCUGACUCCGCUGCGUGAGCGCGGCUACCUCACCUACUUCAACGGCACCGCCCUCGUCCCCGGCCCGCUCACUGUCGUCGGCACGGGCAACACCCCCUUCAGUCUCGUCACCGCCAACACCACCUACCGGGACAUCUUCUUCGAUGCGCCGCUCAACCUACUCACCGAGAACGGAGCGGAGGGAGCCGCGGACGCCGCUUCGCCAAGUGAACACCCGCACGACCAGCUCCCUCAAGCCCUGGCCACCGCCCCCGCGAUCACCGUCCGCGGUGACGAAACCGACAACCCGACCACGCCGGCGGAAAACGUCGGUCAGGGCCUCUCAGGCGUCACGCCGCAGUCCGAAUCCUUCGACUGGACCAAUAGCUACUACGCCUCGGUCUCCUUCAAGAAGUCCAUCGGCUCCCCGCGCGCCUUCCGGCUCUCGGAUCAGCAGAUCGACCGCAUCCGGGCGCAGAUCCGCGCCGCUCACCGCCGCGGCCUCAAGGUCCGGUACUGGGGCCUGCCGAGCUGGCCGCGCAGCCUCCGCAACCAUCUCUGGGCCGUCCUGGUGCAGGAGGGCGUCGAUAUCCUGAAUGUCGAUGAUCUGCGGAGCGCGACCCGGCAGGAUUGGAGGCCCAAGUUGUCUGAUUUGUGGGGUUAGUCACUAGUCACAUACUAGGUAAACUUUUCGUUUCCUUUGGAGAUGCAAGGGAGGGGUCUGAGCUAUGUGAAGAUGAAAUUCGAUAGAAGGCGUUUUUUAGAAGGGGGGGGGUUAUCUUUUCUCGCGGCUUGGCGUGGCUUUCUUAUGAUGAAAUUCCUUAUGGUGAUACCCUCUAUCUUGCUGGCGAUGGGCCCAUUCGUUGUUUUAUUUUGGGUUCUUGUUCGUUGCGCUUUGUUUUAUGAUCACGAGAUGCUACGCUGGUGUUAAUAUGGAUUGCUUCUUGACAGGCUGGGAUUUAUUGCGACGCUAUUGUUCAUGCUCGGGCGGAGAAAUGUUGGUUUUUCGUUCUAGACUAGGUUGCUUUUGUGCUUCUUUUUGACUUCCUAGAAAGACGGAGACAAGAGAGAACAGAAUCUUAGAC
Messenger RNA from Aspergillus aculeatus ATCC 16872, 1642 nucleotides. RefSeq lists its product as uncharacterized. The transcript has 2 exons. Bases 79 to 1221 code for a protein of 380 amino acids. Gene Ontology annotation, molecular function: phosphoric diester hydrolase activity. Lineage: Eukaryota; Fungi; Ascomycota; Eurotiomycetes; Eurotiales; Aspergillaceae. Gene Ontology annotation, biological process: lipid metabolic process. The record is from RefSeq and is a predicted model, not a curated record.